Messenger RNA from Xiphophorus hellerii (green swordtail), 2770 nucleotides. RefSeq names its product RAB13, member RAS oncogene family (gene rab13). The transcript has 8 exons. The record is from RefSeq and is a predicted model, not a curated record. Gene Ontology annotation, molecular function: GTP binding; GTPase activity. NCBI's taxonomy places the organism in Eukaryota, Metazoa, Chordata, Actinopteri, Cyprinodontiformes, Poeciliidae. Bases 362 to 964 code for a protein of 200 amino acids.
ACGUAAUUCUCCCAGCCAAAGUGGAAUUUGGGCCGAGUUUUUUUUCCCCCUACAGCCUGAAAACCACGUAGCGUUUCCAAUGUGUUUGUAAACGGUAGGAUUUGGAUACUUUUAGUGCAGAAGAAUAGUUUCAACAGCUCAGGCGAUGAAGGUUUGAGCUUAAACUUGCAUUGUAAACUUUGGAUGGAGUUUGUUGUCGCCCAGUCCAAACUAAGCACUGAGGCACUGAGGGGGAUCGGAAUUUACCGGUGAACAGGCUGGGAGGGGGAAAACGAGAAAAGAAGAUUGGCAAACUUUCUUUUUUUUUAAGAGACUGCAUAAAUCUCCCCCUCCUCCUCUUCCUUCUAUCUGGGCUCCAGCCAUGGCGAAAAAAUACGAUUUCCUCUUUAAGCUGCUGCUGAUCGGGGACAGCGGAGUGGGUAAAACAUGCCUCAUCAUCCGUUUUGCUGAGGACAAUUUCAACUCCACAUACAUCUCCACCAUCGGCAUUGACUUUAAAGUAAAGACAAUUGAAGUGGAUGGAAAGAAAGUGAAACUACAAGUCUGGGACACAGCAGGACAGGAGAGGUUCAAGACCAUCACUACUGCCUACUACAGGGGAGCCAUGGGCAUCAUUUUGGUUUACGACAUCACUGAUGAGAAAUCCUUUGAAAACAUCCAAAACUGGAUGAAGAGCAUCAAGGAAAAUGCAUCUGCUGGGGUCAGUCAGAUGCUUAUAGGAAAUAAAUGCGACAUUGAGCCGAAACGGAAAGUGUCCAAGGAGACAGGAGAGAAGCUGGCAAAGGAUCACAGUAUCAGGUUCUUUGAGACCAGCGCAAAGUCCAGCAUUAAUGUGGAAGAGUCUUUUCUAGCUUUGGCACGAGACAUACUGCACAAAUCCACCAAGAAGCCGGGUUCGGCGGGAAAAGAGGUGAAAAUCACCAGCAGUACAGCGAAACCGCCCUCAAAGUGUGCCAUCCUCUAGAAGUGACAUAUGCUGUAUAUGCCACUAUAUAUGCCACAGACGUUUAAGAGCACCAUGCAGAAAUGCAAAGGCUUUCUGUCUCCAUCUGCUGGCCGAAACUGGUACAAUACGUCCAAGUGCUGAGAGUUUAUCCAAACCGUUGUUUAGUCCACAAGAAUUUUAGCAUGCCCAAAUUAAUUUAUUAUUCCGAGACAUUUUGUUUUUGUGAUUGUUGCCACAAAAAACAUGCUGAAAGUGUCCAAAUGCCUGAACUCAACAUGUUCCAUGUCUCCUGUGUCCAAUCUAAUUCUUCAUAGCUUAUUGCCACACUCAUUAUAAUUCCUGCACUGGCACUGUUGUAAUAUUAUCAUUUAUUCAUCUGAGCACAUGCUGUAGCAGCUUUCAGGAGUUUGAUAUUUCCUGAAAAUCAGAACAUUUCAGAUCAAAAACGUUUUUUAAAUUAUUUUCUACCAUUUUAUGUUAAGGUCCAAGUGCCAAAAUUCCAGUCGAAUAUGUUUAGGUAUUUUAAAUGUUGGAGCAGAUCAGUAGAAUAGAAAUGUCUUUAGUUAUUGGUUUAGUUUCUGGUCAGAGUUUACAUGCAUAUAUAAAAGCAUAUAUAUAUAUGCUUUUAUAUAUAUAUAAAAGCAUUGUCUUUAUUUAAAUAAUUUGUUUGGGGGGUUUUUUGUCUUGGGGUGGAGAAAUAACAAACAACUUUCAUGAUUUUUAAAAACAAGAAUUAUGUGAAUAAGUUUGAAUUCACACACACAUGCACACACACAUAUAUACUGUAUAUAUACACAUAUAUGUACUUCCCUGUACAUACAAUGGUUUCAUUUGAUCUAAACAUGGCUUUUUAGGUCAGAUGGACAUGACUGUUUUCCUAAAUACAAAUUAAAACUGGUUUGUAGAAGGCCUACAUCAGGCUCGUGACAUCCAGACAGAACCAUACCAGAAACUUGUUAAAGUACAGUAAGUUCAAACCAAGGCCUCCUGUUCUUGUAUUAAAAUGCAAUCAUUCCAACCUGAGGAGGAAAAAUGCCUUAAAUUUGUUAUUGAAGUCCCAGAGAUAACUAGGAAUUUCUUGACAUUCUGACAUUUUGUUUUCUAUAAAUUUGCCAUGCAAACACAUUGUAUAAAUAUCUUAAAAUAAAUAUUAAGGAUUCCCAAGUCGGCAUUGUUUACUCCCUGAAAAGUAGAUGACUGAACAAGUCAUCUGCUCCAUUUAACAGUCAACGAGAGUGUGUCAUUAAAUGUUAAAGCUCCUGAUGACGUCCUGUUUUCCUCCCUUAGAGAAUUUUUGAAAUCUCUCUCCAUAAUAAUAAAUCCCACAAAUGGAAUCCAAACAAAAGCCGUUUGUCAAACAAUCCCUGAUUUACUAGCUGGAUGAAGAAUGUAGACGACAUCAAGCAGAGAUCUAGAAGUGCAAUCUGAGAAGCUGAGGGAAGAGAUGGAGGAAGGAUGGGUGUUAGUAAGUGAAAGGACAGGAUGUGAGAGAUGUGGAAGUAGCAGAGCAUGCAUGUCUGAAUUGAUUGAAAUGGGCUCGCCUUUUAACUGAAGUGCCUAAAUGUUACCACACAUUAGCUUCAUCUGACGUGACUGUCUCCCUGCUCAUGCAGUUUUUCAAAUGCUGAAAGUCACUCCCACUGCAGGUGUUAAUCAUGGCAGCUUUGUUUUCUGCUUACAGACCAGAGCUCUUGAAAACCAGAAUUUUUUUAUUAUUAUUUUUUUUUUGUCAUAUUUGUUACACUUUUAUUGUUUUGGAUCUGAAACUGUAAGGACUUUACAGACCCGAUUCUUUAUUAAUAAAAAUCAAAUACUAUAAAAGUG